AUCUGUCAAGAUGCCUACACAAACGAAAUUACGUGUGAAAAAUUGUAAAUAAAAUGUAUCGUAUAUCAACAACCAAUUAUACCAAAAGUUUCACCGAGCAAGAUGGACGCCCACUGCGUGGUCGCUGCAGCCCUGCUCUUCAUCCAAAUGGUAAUAGUUCUCGUCAUGCUGAACCCCGCCUACGACCAACGUAAAAUCACCAACUAUAUUAACGAGAAGAUUGAAAAAUAUAAAGCAAACGUUACUUUAGCAAUCGCUCUUUAUUUUGCUAUAAUUUUAUAUAUUGGCGUGUACAGCCCGAUUCAAAAUAUUAUUAUGUUAAGACUAUGUAAACAUAUAGAUCAGAAUGAAAGAGAGCUUAUAAUGAUCUGCACAGAGAAGAAUUGCAUAAUGACCGGGUUCUCCAUAUUCCUCGCAGUUAUUAUCUAUGGGAUUAUGUGUCUAGUUUCAUACACAGCUAGCUUGGUGGAACAGUCUGACAGACAGAUAGCCCUGCCGCAGCUGAAGCUCCUUAGACCAACCACACUCACAAACGCCAUGAAGAUGAAACGUUCGAUGUCAUACGAGAACAUACUGUUGGCGAGGGACUUACGGGAGCAACUGAGUUUGUUGAUGAAAAAUGUGGGUACUGACAACAGGCCCAAGCCUCCGAAUGUUUUAGACUCCUCGUUUGGGUUGGGUUGAUUGGAAUUAAACACAAGCAUGAGCAUGAUAAUAAUUAUUAAUUUGAAACAAAUUGAAACUACA
Molecule: messenger RNA, 747 nt
Organism: Cydia fagiglandana
Lineage: Eukaryota; Metazoa; Arthropoda; Insecta; Lepidoptera; Tortricidae
Exons: 1
Coding region: 103-684 (193 amino acids)
Source: RefSeq, a predicted model, not a curated record